This is a messenger RNA of Rhizopus microsporus ATCC 52813, 1143 nucleotides long. RefSeq lists its product as uncharacterized. Lineage: Eukaryota; Fungi; Mucoromycota; Mucoromycetes; Mucorales; Rhizopodaceae. The transcript has a single exon. The record is from RefSeq and is a predicted model, not a curated record. The coding region runs from base 56 to 862 and encodes 268 amino acids. Gene Ontology annotation, molecular function: DNA binding.
GUUAUUUCCACUCUUUUUUCUUUUUCUUUUUCCUCUUAAUUUAUUAUUUAUUGCUAUGGAAACCUAUUUUGGUUAUAUAAAGACGCCGCAAGAUGCUCUAAUUAUAUUCGAAGCAUGUAGAAAAUCAAAACUACAAAGAGUUCAACGUAGAUUAUCAUCAAAAGAAAGAGUUCAAAUUAGAUCUGGUUCAGUAUUUGCAUGGGACGAGAGAGAGGCUGGUAUGCGCCGUUGGACAGAUGGCAAAACAUGGUCACCUAGUCGGGUACUAGGCAGUUUUUUAACUUAUCGUGAGUUGGAUACUAAAAGAAGACCCCGUCGACUUUCAUUAACUAUCAACAAAUCUUCAAUUGCCUGUUCUUAUAAACCAGAUGGCCUCAUCAAACAAAGCUUUUCCAUUUGUACUGCCGCCAACCAAAAGCUACACCUUAUCUCUUAUUAUUCAAAGUCUGAUGUAUUAGCCGGUCGUUUAAAGCAACCUUCAACCGAUCCUUUAUUAGCUUCGAUUAAAGUACAAAAGGGACUUUAUCCAGAACUGAAUCCACUUGAUACCAGUGGUGGACAUUCAGCUACAAUUCACAACAUGCGCCUCUCAUUGUCAACGCCUUCCUUAUCCCGCCAUUUGUCAAUCGACGUCGAUUUGGCUAAUUCUCCUCCUUCGCUUUCUUCCUCACCUAGCACAUGUGACGACGAACUGAUGACAGAUUUAUCUUCACCUCCUCCCCCUCAUCACCAUCAUUAUACUCCUAGUUUUAUAAAGUCAAUGUUACCCUUACCUCCCGCUCAAGACAUCGCUUGGGGCAAGAUACCUUCUUCUGAAGAUCAACGUCAACUGAACGCAUUACAAGCAUUAUUAAGACUAUAAAUUUCUUCACCCGUUAUACCUUUUAAUACUACUACUACUACUAUUAUUAUUUCUAUGGCAUCUCCUUCUUUUUCAUGCUUUCUUUUUUUUAUAUUAUCUACUGGGUCUCCUUAAGCUAUCUCUCUCUCUUUCAUAAAACUGUCUACGUUCUAUCAAGUCCCCCCCCUUUUUUUCCCCUUUCCUCUCGUUUCUAUCUUUAUUUAUUACGCCUACAAAUCUUUCUUAUUUUUCACAUUACCAAAAAUAAAAACUUUACGUAUACAAAAAGAGUUACCAAGAAG